Messenger RNA from Sclerotinia sclerotiorum 1980 UF-70, 1506 nucleotides. RefSeq lists its product as hypothetical. The record is from RefSeq and is a predicted model, not a curated record. The coding region runs from base 1 to 1506 and encodes 501 amino acids. The transcript has 4 exons. Gene Ontology annotation, biological process: regulation of transcription by RNA polymerase II. Gene Ontology annotation, cellular component: SWI/SNF complex; nucleus. NCBI's taxonomy places the organism in Eukaryota, Fungi, Ascomycota, Leotiomycetes, Helotiales, Sclerotiniaceae.
AUGCAGGCGCAAUACCGUUCCUAUCAACAAGGGACUCCUUCACGAGCAUCUCAUGCUGGUGGUAAUAGAAGAGGUAUAGCACCUGCUGCCGCUGCACAAACUAGAGAACAAAUGUCGCAACAGCAAUAUCAACAGCAGCAACAACAGCUUCUAAAGCAAAAAGAAGCGGCAAAGAAGCGAGCGAGCGAACCUACAGAUAAAAAUAUACCAGAUGGCGUAGAGGAUGUGAUUAUUGGGGAUGGUGUGCAGAGAUAUAGAGAGCUAAGAGAUAUUGAGAGAAGGUUGGAUGCGACAAUGACGAGAAAGAGAUUGGAUAUUCGGGAAAAUGUGGAUAGGAAUGUUAAGAGACAUCGAACUUUGAGAAUUUGGAUCAGUAAUACGGUCGAAGAUCAGCCUUGGCAGUCGGAUAAUACUCUGGAUGUGGAUGCUUUUGAUUUCAGCACGAAUAUCGACUCUUCGUUCCGGGUCAAGAUCGAGGGAAGAUUACUGGAUGACGAUGAGGAUGAUAGUGAUGAAAGUGACGACGAAGAUGCAACCGAGGAACAUGGAGCUGAUUCUAUGGAUGUGGAUAAGAAGAAGAAGACGAAGGGUCCGGGAAGACUUUACAAAUUGUCACAUUUCUUUAAAUCUAUGACAGUUGACUUCGACCGAAAUCAACGAACAAAAGAUGGGGCGGAUCAGAGCGUGGAGUGGAAGAAACCUAGCGUCGCGCCAAAUUCCAAUAGCCUGCCAGCAGCUGCAGACUUUGACCAAUUGGAGUUCAAGAGGUCAGGCGAUGAAAAUUGCAAUAUUGUCAUUAACCUGGUUCGCGAUGAGACACCCGAAAGAUUUCAAUUAAGUCCUGUUCUCGCAGCUAUCUUAGAUACUAAUGUUGGUACUCGUGAGGAAGUUACCAUGGGUAUUUGGAGUUAUAUCAAAGCUAUGGGACUUGCAGACGAUGAUGAGAAGAGAACUUUUGAGCUUGACGAGAGACUUAAACCGCUUUUCCCAGGUCGAGAAAAAGGAUAUUGGCCCCAACUUGGUGAUGCCAUCAUAUCUCACACAACAAUUCUUCAGCCAGUGCGGCUUCAUUACACCGUCCGCGUAGACAAAGAAUUCCACGAAAAUCCUCAACCAACCAUCUACGAUGUUCAAGUAACCGUUGAGGACCCUCUGAAAGCCGCCCUCGAAGCCUCCACCAGAAACCCCGCUUACGCUGCCAACCUACUUGAACUUUCAACUCUAGAUAAACAGCUGGCGGUCAUGGUCCGAGCCAUUGCCAAUUCCAAAUCAAAACAUUCAUUCUUUGAUGGUCUUUCCAAAAAUCCUACCGAGUUUAUUAGAAAAUGGAUUAGUUCUCAAAAGAGAGAUUUGGAGAUCAUUGCUGGGGAUGGAAUGAGAGGUGGUGGAGAAGAUGCUACGAGUGAUGAAUGGAGAAAGGGUGGUGCGGAUGGUGUUUGGGGAAGUAAUAAUGUUAAGGAACUUGCUGCUUUGAUGAUUAGUACGGGUAAAGUCAGGGCAGUAUAG